AUGUCGCACUUCCAGUCUUUGGCGGCCCCUUGGUCGCGAAGCGCACGCCGCGAAGAUAUUCCCAGAACGCCAGAGCCUACUUUGAAUAGCGAAACACAUCCACCAUCACCGCCCAGGCCCCGAUUUCGAAUCAAGAGGAGGAAUGCUUCCAACCUCAAUGCGCCUACUGAGCAGUUUCUUGCGUCAGUCGCUGCUGCCGACAUUCCCAUUCCCAGCAUCGAGGAGCCUCGCGUUCUUGACGAAGAGAUGGCAGAAACAUUGUACCCCAUGUCACAAUUCAGUAACCUGUCUGAUCUGCCCUUGACGCCGCACGAUGGUCUCGAUCGCAAAUUCUCGCCUCCUAAGACACCUGCUCCUGAUGCACUACCAACUUUGUCACCAAAGCAAUAUCCAAACUGGUCUCUCGACUCUACCCUCAGCAGCCUCGACUCCAGUCCCGAUUAUGAGUCUAGCCGACCCUCAACCGCUCACUCGACCCACACGAGCGCUUCCUUGUUGAGCUACUUUUCUAUCAGCUCAGACGAUUUGAGUCAAUGUGAUAGCCCAGAAAACGAGAAAGCCGAUUUCAAGGAUGACCUGUCAAAUGUCGACGACAAGAGCAAGACCUUGAAACCAGCUAAGAAGGAGGUUUCAAGAGAAACGAUACGCAAGGCGCCUUGGACAAAGCCUAUGAAUCAGCACCUAUGGUCUACAUAUAUGAUGUAUUUGCAAGACCCGAAAGUUACACCUUUUCGCAUUGGCAAGAGCGGAAUCCCUCCUCAUGGAGUCUGCUUGCGCGUUGCUCGCGAAACAAAGAGGAGCUGGAAAGGAUCCAAGGCUCAUGGCAAUUAUGACAUUGGUAGUGGUAGCAUCACCCCUACCCAAGGAGCUGCUGGCCCAUAUGUUCAGUGGCCCCAUACCUGCGCAGCCACCCGAGCCCAACUUCGAGAACUUUGCAAGAUGAAUGCCAGGUCUAAGACACGAGGCUCACAAUACAAAGCACCCAGCCCUUCUCUAUUUAACAAAUCUACGGUUCGCUAUCGAAACCGUCGCACAGUACUGGCACGCUCACCAUCAGUCUUCUCCGGUCAAGAUAUGGCUAUUUCACUGGCAGUUAGUACAUCGGAUUCUAUGCAAUUGCAGGGUCCUCUAGCUCAAUUGACCAACUCGGAGCCUGAACCUCGAACCGAUGAACUUUCAUUGCCACCACAAAACAACGGGACCCUGGAGCCCCCAGAGUUGCCUCGUCCACAAUUGGCAUCUCCUUUUGGCGCUCGAAGCUAUGGGCCUAGUUCGUCAAGCUCGCUACCCUCGACCUUUGUUGUGGAUUCAAAGUUGCAGAGACAAACUCACACUGGCGGCCCGCGCCGUGGUCUAAUGUCACCAGUCCGACUUACACGAAGUCGAUCAACCCACAAGCGCCGACCCAACCAUUUGGAGACCAGGAAGAUUAAGCGACCCAGUCUCGGCUCCGACCUGUGGGUUGAUCCGGCCUCGCUUGUCGACCUGUCAGCCACUGAGGACCAAUUCAUAACGCCUCGCACUGAGCCUGAGCUCGACACUGACGUCGUUGUCCCACGUAAGAACCUUCAACAGCUCUUUGAAGCUUCGCAACCCCCGCCUGUACAGCAGCAGACGCUAGCACCCCCAUUUGGAGAGAUGCCCCCUCGACUAGGCUCGCCCUUUGCUCUUGGAGGAUCUAGCUUUUCUUUCCCGAAUCGCCUGUCGCACGGGGCCGCACCUGAUUCGGAUGCUAUUCGCCGACCCUUUGCUACCGUCCAACAAUCAAGCGAGAACAACACUGGACUUACCCGCGCAUCGUUAGCAAGCCGACUGGCCUACAUUGACGAACGACUUAAGGAUUUCCGUCGUCGAGACCAGCCACGCCGACGAUCCGAAUCGCCGCUCUAA
This is a messenger RNA of Fusarium coffeatum, 1890 nucleotides long. RefSeq lists its product as uncharacterized. The transcript has a single exon. The record is from RefSeq and is a predicted model, not a curated record. Lineage: Eukaryota; Fungi; Ascomycota; Sordariomycetes; Hypocreales; Nectriaceae. The coding region runs from base 1 to 1890 and encodes 629 amino acids.